This is a messenger RNA of Emiliania huxleyi CCMP1516, 1701 nucleotides long. RefSeq lists its product as hypothetical. The record is from RefSeq and is a predicted model, not a curated record. Gene Ontology annotation, molecular function: zinc ion binding; glycine hydroxymethyltransferase activity; protein binding. The transcript is spliced from 7 exons. Gene Ontology annotation, biological process: L-serine catabolic process; tetrahydrofolate interconversion; folic acid metabolic process. NCBI's taxonomy places the organism in Eukaryota, Haptophyta, Isochrysidales, Noelaerhabdaceae. Gene Ontology annotation, cellular component: cytoplasm. Bases 64 to 1509 code for a protein of 481 amino acids.
CGCGCUGCCGGUCUAUCUCGCCGCACGGCUCUUCCUAUUCGCCGGCACAGAGCGCGGAAUCGGAUGCUCUUCGGCCUGCUCGCCUUGACGCCGGCACCGACCGGCGGGCGAGCACCCGCCGCCCGCGCCUCGGCGUCGGCCGCAUCGCCCGGCGCGGCGACGGCGUCGGCGGAGCCGCACGCGGCGGCGGGCGGCAGCGCCCUCGAGCGCGAGGACGGCGCGGUGUGGGAGCUGAUCGAGGCGGAGGGCCGCCGGCAGCGCGAUGGCCUCGAGCUCAUCGCGAGCGAGAACUUUGCGUCUGCCGCCGUCCGCGAGGCGCUCGGGUCUGUGAUGACGAACAAGUACUCCGAGGGGCUGCCGGGCGCGCGGUACUAUGGCGGCAACGAGCACGUGGACGCGCUCGAGCGGCUCUGCCAGGCGCGCGCGCUCGAGCUCUUCGGGCUCGACCCCGACGAGUGGGGCGUCAACGUGCAGCCCUACUCCGGCUCGCCCGCAAACUUUGCCGCCUUCACGGCGCUGCUCGAGCCGCACGACCGAAUCAUGGGGCUUGACCUGCCGUCGGGGGGGCACUUGACGCACGGGUACUACAACGAGCGCCGGCGCGUCUCGGCAACCUCCAUCUACUUCGAGUCGCUCCCGUACGAGGUGUCGGCCGAGACUGGCCUGAUCGACUACGACGGCCUCGAAGAGCGCGCUCGGCUCUUCCGCCCAAAGCUGCUCAUCGCAGGGGCGUCGGCCUACCCUCGGGACUGGGACUACGCGCGGAUGAGGCGGAUCGCCGACUCGGUCGGCGCGCUGCUGAUGAACGACAUGGCGCACGCGCACAUCUCGGGCCUCGUCGCGGCGGAGCAAGCCGCCGACCCGUUCGAGCACUGCGACGUGGUCACGUCGACCACGCACAAGUCGCUACGCGGGCCGCGCGCCGGCGUCAUCUUUUACCGCAAGCGGUUCGAGAGCGCGGUCAACUUCGCCGUCUUCCCGUGCCUGCAGGGAGGGCCGCACAACCACCAGAUCGCGGCGCUGGCCGUCGCGUUGCGAGAGGCGCAGCAGCCAGCCUUCCGCGAGUACAUCCGGCGUGUCAAGGCGAACGCGAAGGCGCUCGCCGCCGCGCUCGUGGCGAGAGGCUACACCAUCGUCACGGGCGGUACCGACAACCACCUCGUGCUCUGGGACUUGCGGCCGCAGCGCCUGACCGGCUCGAAGCUCGAGAAGCUCGCCGAGGCGGUCGGCAUCACGCUCAACAAGAACGCGGUGCGCGGCGACGUCUCCGCCGCCACGCCCGGCGGGGUUCGCAUCGGCACGCCGGCGCUGACAACGCGCGGUUUCGGCGAGGCCGAUUUCGUGAGGGUGGCGGAGUACUUGCACGAGGCCGUCGAGCUGGCGCUUGCGCUGCAGCAGCGCUCCGGAACAAAGCUCAAGGACUUCGUCGCGGAGAUGGAGGCGGAGCCCGCCGUCGCCGACUUGCGAGAGCGGGUGCGCGCGUUCGCGACCGAGUUCCCGAUGCCCUGAGAGUCUCAGUGAGAGAGGAGAGUGGCCGUGUGGCCGUGACGCACGAGCGGCGUGCGCCGUGCGGGGAGACGCGAGACGUGCAGAGAAGUGGGCACUCUCUCCUUUCCAUGCCCUUCGCGUUUCCGCGCCGCCGUUGAUCAACGCCGUUGUGUUUCCCUGCUCAUGGUAGACGGCCGCAAGCGAGUCGCUGAU